GGAGCCGCGCCUGCGCAGCUGCCCGGCGCCGGCUUCCGGGUGGUGCGAGCGCGAUGGGGCGGAGGGCAGGUGUCGCCGAGUAGCAGCAGCGAGUGGGCGUGUACGCCUAGCGGUCUGGCCCGAGGGCUGAGGGCGGCCGAGGGUCUUCGGGAGAAGGCCAGAGGCGCGGAGAGAGCCUGGGAUCGCCGUCCGCCGCUGCCACCCGGCAUGUCAGCGGAGGCCUCGGGCCCGGCGUCCGCCGCGGCCCCGUCCCUGGAAACCCCUAAGCCCUCGGGUCUAGAGCCUGGCCCCGCCGCCUACGGUCUCAAGCCGCUGACCCCGAACAGCAAGUACGUGAAGCUGAACGUGGGCGGCUCGCUGCACUACACCACGCUGCGCACCCUCACGGGACAGGACACCAUGCUCAAGGCCAUGUUCAGCGGCCGCGUGGAGGUGCUGACCGACGCCGGAGGUUGGGUGCUGAUUGACCGGAGCGGCCGUCACUUUGGUACAAUCCUCAACUACCUGCGGGACGGGUCUGUGCCACUGCCGGAGAGUACCAGAGAACUGGGAGAGCUGCUGGGCGAAGCACGCUACUACCUGGUUCAGGGCCUGAUUGACGACUGCCAGCUGGCACUGCAGGUUGUAGACCUAGAUUGCCUCCCAGCUCCUGGCCCUACAAACCGUGUCACCAUGAGCAUCCUGCAAAAAAGGGAGACGCUGUCCCCGCUGUGCCUCAUCCCCACGGUGACAUCUCCCCGGGAGGAGCAGCAGCUCCUGGCCAGCACCUCCAAGCCCGUGGUGAAGCUCCUGCACAACCGCAGUAACAACAAGUACUCCUACACCAGCACCUCAGACGACAACCUACUUAAGAACAUCGAGCUGUUCGACAAGCUGGCCCUGCGCUUCCAUGGGCGGCUACUCUUCCUCAAGGAUGUCCUGGGGGAUGAGAUCUGCUGCUGGUCUUUCUACGGGCAGGGCCGCAAAAUCGCCGAGGUGUGCUGCACCUCCAUUGUCUAUGCCACGGAGAAGAAGCAGACCAAGGUGGAAUUUCCAGAGGCCCGGAUCUUUGAGGAGACCUUGAACAUCCUGAUCUACGAGACUCCCCGGGGCCCAGACCCAGCCCUCCUGGAGGCCACAGGAGGAGCAGCUGGAGCUGGUGGGGCCGGCCGCGGGGAGGAUGAAGAGAACCGAGAGCACCGUGUCCGCAGGAUCCAUGUCCGGCGCCACAUCACCCAUGAUGAGCGCCCUCAUGGGCAACAAAUUGUCUUCAAGGACUGACCUCUGACCCUCCCCCUGCCUUCCUACUGCCUUGGGACCCAGUCUCCCUCUCUUUCUCUCCCCUUCCCAGACCUUUGCCCCGGCUCUGCUGGUCAAGUCGUGGGUCCUUCUCUGUCCCUUCAUUGCAUGGCACAGCUCACUUUGGCCCUUCUCCAUCCAUCUUGACCCCAUUGCUAACAACAUGGUACAUUCCGGCCCCUGCUGCUCAGAGCCUUCCGAAGCCAACACUUGUCCCCAUCCUGUGUCCUUCCCUCUCCAGCUGGUUGAGGGGGAUUUAGAAUUCCCUUUCUCUUUUCUCAGUGCAUCUUCCAUGCCAAAGUGUCCGGCCUGCCUUUCCCAACACCACCGCAGUCUGAGCCGCCUCCUGCGUUGUGCAGGGUAGUCUGCCCCGUCCUCCCCACCAUCCUCCCUACCUCCUUAACUUUCUACUAGACUGGCCUGGGCCUGCCCAGCUCAGCAUUCUCAGUCUGUUUCAUAUUAUUUAUUAUUUUAAUUUUCUAUUAAAUUAUUGGAAUAAAGUUGAGUUGAGGAACUG
Sapajus apella (tufted capuchin) is the source of this 1795-nucleotide messenger RNA. It is a transcript of the gene KCTD13, whose product is annotated as potassium channel tetramerization domain containing 13. Lineage: Eukaryota; Metazoa; Chordata; Mammalia; Primates; Cebidae. The transcript is spliced from 7 exons. Gene Ontology annotation, biological process: protein ubiquitination; proteasome-mediated ubiquitin-dependent protein catabolic process; protein homooligomerization. The record is from RefSeq and is a predicted model, not a curated record. Gene Ontology annotation, molecular function: ubiquitin-protein transferase activity; protein binding. Bases 208 to 1260 code for a protein of 350 amino acids. Gene Ontology annotation, cellular component: Cul3-RING ubiquitin ligase complex.